Molecule: messenger RNA, 1518 nt
Organism: Cydia splendana
Lineage: Eukaryota; Metazoa; Arthropoda; Insecta; Lepidoptera; Tortricidae
Exons: 5
Coding region: 6-671 (221 amino acids)
Source: RefSeq, a predicted model, not a curated record
GAAUCAUGGCAGAAUCUAUGGAGACCGGAACGUCGCUGGCAUGGCGGUUGCUCGCUACGCUAGAAGGUGGCUCGCUAGUGCUAGUCGCGUCAGCGCUGCUAGCAUAUAGCGCCUGGCAGAGGGCGCGUCAGCGGCGCCCGGUUCACACAGUUCUAUUAUCACACACAACAAGCGCGUUAGGAAAACAAAUAAAAAGGCGGCUAGAAUCGCAUGGGUGCGUUGUUAGCGUGCCAAGUGACACGAGCGGAGCGGAAGCGGAGGCGGGAAAAGUCGACGCACUAGUGGUGGUGGGACACGACGCCAAUGUUGAAAGUUUGGACGGCCUGGCGGAUCUCGUAACGAGAGAUGUUUAUGAUAAUUUAAAGGUAUUAGAAUCGUUAUCACGGAGUGUGCACCGCGGCGGCUGCGUGGCGUGGGCGUGCGCAGGAGCGAGUGGUGCGAGCGGUGCCGGCGAUGCCUUCGACACCGUGCUGAGAGCCAGCCUGCAACAUGUCGCUAAUAGGCACAACUGCUGUCCGAUAUGGGUGGGGCGACACCCAACGUCGCUGGCAGCGGAGCGCGUAGUCGCUGCGCUCGUCCCUUGUACCACACACUCAUCCGCUUUCUCCGUGAGAAAUGCAGCUCACAAAAUCGGCGAGUACCUUGGCAGAUGGCUCAAAAACUUAGCUUAAUCAUUUACCUCAAUCGGCUCAAUCAAAUUCAAGAUUCUUCUUCUUCUUCUUUAUUAGGGGCUAUAUAAGGCUCCAAAGCCUAUGUAUCACUGCGAAAUUCAAGAUACUAAGUUAUAUUUCAGGAUUUAGGGCUAUCCUAGAAAGUCACCUAGUGACCUGAGUUUUGGCCGCACUGAUGUAUCUGAUGGUGACUGUACAGCUGUACAGUAAGCUGCAUAGAUAACUGACCCUCCCCCGUGCAUUUAAAGUUUGCAGGAGGGAGUAUAUUAUUAUACCAUGGCAGGAGGGUCAGUUAUCUGAGUACAUCAGAGUACAUGGACACCCGGUGCAAUAAUGUGAGUGCAACUAGUGCAAGUGACCACACUUGAUCAGAGAGCUACCAAGUAAUUUAAUAUUUUGACGCAUUCAACGCAGUGCGCGCUACGGCCGUUACCGAUUACGUGGUUUAUCCGCUAAGACCGCUUAGUUCUUAAAUAGUGAAAAGCGCCUACAAAGAGAAAACCCGCUUAGCGGGUCGAUGGAAGUGCAUGUGUUAAAACACGUGCAUAAACUAUAUAACCAGUGCAUAAACUACUACCUAUUAAAGAUCUAUGGAGCUCAGUUUAAAUUAGGGUGGUAUUCCACCUACCCAAUUGCUUUGUCCAAUAUGUAUUGCGUCAUUUGCGUCUGACAUUUUGCUUUAAUAAGAGAGCGAGAUGCACUGACAUUAGACAGGUGGAAUAUCACCCUUUUAUACCUGAAAAAAGAAUUAUAAUUAAUAUAGGUUUCUGUGUUGUAAAUACUUAAUCGUUUUAGUGAAAUAUGUAGGUAUAAUUUUUUCAUGUUUUCAAUAUAAUUAUGAAGUACA